CGGGGAGAGAGGGAAGAGAAAUGACAUUUCCUCUUUAAAUAGCUGGAUCCCUGGCCGCGUUGAGAAAUGGCCGCGUCGGCAGAUUUAAGUAAAUCUUCCCCAACACCGAAUGGGAUUUCAUCUUCAGACACAGCCUACGAAGCCAUGGACGCCUUCCAUGCUUGCAGUAUUCUUAAGCAACUCAAAACAAUGUACGAUGAAGGACAGUUGACAGACAUUGUAGUGGAAGUGGAUCAUGGGAAAACAUUUUCCUGUCAUAGAAACGUUCUUGCUGCAAUCAGCCCCUACUUCAGAUCCAUGUUCACUAGCGGCCUUACAGAAAGCACUCAGAAAGAAGUUCGAAUAGUCGGUGUUGAAGCCGAAUCGAUGGAUUUAGUAUUGAACUAUGCCUAUACCUCCAGAGUUAUUUUAACAGAAGCCAAUGUUCAAGCCUUGUUCACUGCAGCUAGCAUCUUCCAGAUUCCUUCAAUUCAAGACCAAUGUGCUAAGUAUAUGAUCAGUCAUUUGGACCCACAAAACUCUAUUGGGGUUUUCAUCUUUGCUGAUCAUUAUGGUCAUCAGGAACUCGGAGAUCGAUCAAAAGAAUACAUUCGUAAAAAGUUUCUGUGUGUAACCAAAGAACAAGAGUUUCUCCAGUUGACGAAAGACCAACUUAUAAGUAUACUGGACAGUGAUGAUUUAAAUGUAGACCGAGAAGAGUACGUUUAUGAAAGCAUUAUAAGGUGGUUUGAGCAUGAACAGAAUGAAAGAGAAGUGCACCUUCCAGAAAUUUUUGCCAAAUGCAUACGUUUUCCUCUGAUGGAAGAUACUUUUAUAGAGAAAAUUCCACCUCAGUUUGCACAGGCUAUAGCCAAAAGCUGUGUAGAAAGGGGACCAUCUAAUACCAAUGGCUGUACACAGAGGUUAGGAAUGACUGCUUCUGAAAUGAUCAUUUGUUUUGAUGCUGCCCAUAAACACUCAGGAAAGAAGCAAACAGUGCCUUGUCUAGAUAUAGUCACAGGAAGAGUGUUUAAACUAUGCAAACCACCAAAUGACCUGAGAGAAGUUGGGAUUCUUAUAUCACCAGAUAAUGACAUUUAUAUUGCAGGUGGGUACAGACCAAGCAGCAGUGAGGUCUCCAUAGACCAUAAGGCAGAAAAUGAUUUCUGGAUGUACGAUCAUUCCACCAAUAGAUGGCUAUCCAAACCAUCCUUGCUUCGAGCCAGAAUAGGCUGCAAACUGGUGUACUGCUGUGGUAAAAUGUAUGCAAUUGGAGGUCGUGUUUAUGAAGGUGAUGGGAGAAACUCACUAAAAUCUGUGGAAUGCUACGACAGUAGAGAGAAUUGUUGGAUGACUGUUUGUGCAAUGCCUGUAGCAAUGGAGUUUCACAAUGCUGUGGAGUACAAAGAGAAGAUCUAUGUUUUACAGGGAGAAUUUUUCCUGUUCUAUGAGCCUCACAAAGACUACUGGGGUUUUUUAACUCCCAUGACUGUGCCUAGAAUCCAGGGCUUAGCGGCUGUAUACAAGGACUCUAUUUACUACAUAGCUGGAACCUGCGGAAAUCACCAACGUAUGUUUACUGUAGAGGCCUAUGAUAUUGAACUAAAUAAAUGGACUCGCAAGAAAGAUUUUCCAUGUGAUCAGUCCAUAAAUCCAUACCUAAAACUGGUACUUUUCCAGAAUAAACUCCAUUUGUUUGUUCGAGCGACUCAAGUGACUGUUGAAGAACAUGUCUUCAGAACCAGUAGAAAAAAUUCUCUUUACCAAUAUGAUGACAUUGCUGAUCAGUGGAUGAAAGUGUAUGAGACCCCAGAUCGACUGUGGGACCUUGGCCGGCAUUUUGAAUGUGCUGUGGCUAAACUCUAUCCCCAAUGUCUUCAGAAAGUUCUUUAAUGAGCAGGAAGCCUUAGAAAGCUCACUGGCAUCUCAUGCUUGAGAAAGCUUACCUUAUGAGUCAAAGAAGUGCUGUCAGUAUUUAAGAAAGCUGAGCAAGUUUUGUCAUGGUAAUGGGUGCUCUUAAAGAUUAUAGCCUAGGGAGGGAUUUGUUUUCAUCUUUGUGAUGUUUUCAUUUUAGUAAAGCAAGGUAAUAAAGUGCAAUUAUCAACAUUUUUUUUUCUGGUAAAAAAGUAAUCAUAGUAUUCUAGAAUUUUGUGAUAGUCACCGAGACACCAGAUGAACCAAGACAACUAUGCACUCCUGUAAGAGCAGAUAGGGUAUUACUUGGUAGAAACAUUCACACUAGUUUGAUGUGACUCCUUAUUUUAAAUACGGGUAAUAAUCUGAGACAGUAUCACUAGGAGUUUACUUUAGCUGUGACCUCUCUGACAUGGUGGAGCACUAACUUAGAUCCUCAUUUUUAAUAUUUUUAUAUAUCUUUUUAGGUACUGUCUUCAAGUGUACUGAGAUUUAAGUGUGUUCUGUUAGUAGAUUGAAGGAAAAACAAAUCAGUCUCAGAAUGAGCUUUUAGUUUGAUUGUUUCAUGUUUCCUAUGUAACUUUCAGUUAAAGCUAAUGUUGUGAAGUAGCAGUUUUCUGUCAAUAACUUCCUCAUUUUGAUAUCCUGAAAAGGGCUCAAAUUCACUGGUGGUUGGUGCUAGUAUAAGUUUGUUCAUGUGUGUAGUUAGAUUUUUAAGUUGUCUGAGCCUAUGCUUAUCUUGCAAGUUAUUAUGGUAGUUUCAUGACCACAGGUUCAAUACCUGUUGAAUUCCUGUGAUUUCGUAAGAUUUUCUACUUAGAGUGGGAUACAGCCAGGUAUUGGUCUAACUGGACUCAGUUUUAGAAGAGUUAGAGAACAUUACACCCAGUUUGCACUAACUACCCAUUUUGUUGCCUGACCUCCUUGCCAUCCUCUACCUAUCCACUCAUAGGUACAGUGAAUGGUUAUUUAUUUCUCUUCUGCACACAUAAUGUGAAGUUUUACCCCUAUUUUUAAAAUUUAGUUUCCCAGAAAUUUAAAGUUCCUGCAGUGGUCUAAUUUAAUGAUUUUAAGUUACAUAUGACAAAACCUCAUUUUUUUUUUCAUUUUUGCAUUUAACAGUGAUGAAUAUUAUUUUUCCAUUGAAACUUUGUUCUAGGGUGAGUACUUAACUGAAGGUGAGUGAGAAGGAAAAGAGUAAGUGAAUAGAACCAUAGCAUUACAGGUACCAAAUCACUUUUCAUAUUUAACUGAUGAAUUUCUAACAGUCAGCUAGGAACAGGAAAGACAAACCAACUCAUUUGUAAUCUGUAAAUCAGAUAUUUGAAUCAGUAACUUAUUUUUUACUAUGCUUAGAAUACUUGAUAAAGGGUGUAAGUAUAGCCUGGAGUCUGUCCUUAACUACUAGUACAUUUUAACUUGUAAAGAAAACAAACUGGCAUGGUUUGUAUUCAAAGAUCUUGCACAAAUUAUAAUGCUAUACUGUGAAACAAAUUUAAAACAUUGCCUCUUUGCAUCACAUACCUCGUUUUUUCUGAAACUUUCCAAAUUGCUUGUCAUAGACCUCUACAAGUAGGGGAUUUUUUCUGAAGCUGAAUUUAAAGUGGACAGCAUUUAUAGAAUUAACAUUUUUAAAUUUAGUCUUAGAAAGCUGGAUAUAUGGUUGCUUAUUGGUCUUGAUAGUGUCUUUCAUCUCUUCACAAACUUUGUCAACCAAUAAUGUUUAUUUUCCUCCCCAGUUUUUCAUUAUCUCCUGUUGUUUUCUUUUUAUUUUCAUGCUGUUUUGGGGCUGUUUCUGUGAGUUUUUUGACACAUUCUUUAGUGUUGCAUUGCUGAGAGGAGGGAAAAAAAUAGCCAACUUUUGCAAGAAGUGUUCCUGUAAUUUAUUUUUGUAAGCUUCAUUGCAUAUCUAAGAUUUCCUGCCACUUUUGGACAAUCUUCUGUAUUUAUUUAGAAGAAUGUAUUACUUGAAAACAUGACAGUCUAUUGAGUUAGCAAUAUAUAUGUGCUGUAUGAUAUAUAGGAGUACAAUAUACUGUGCGUUAAUUCUACAGAUUUAUUCUGUUGAUCUGCACAACAGUUGAUCCUUUUGUUAUAACAAUUUAUAUGGAGGGUAUGAUCUAAGUAUAGUGUGUCAAAGCCAAGGCUUAGGAUUUGCUAUGGGAAUAGAAUAUAUUGUGAAUUUUGUAUGAAGAGCUAUUUGUUUAAAUUACAUAGCUGGGAUAUUUUGCCCCUCUUAAAAUUGUUUCAGAAGAGGUCCUAGAAGAGAAGACUAGUGAUAUGUUUAUGUUUAGAUAUUAAGCUACAUUUGCAUAGUAUAAUGAGAACAGUAAAAGGCACAAUGGGUUUACAGAUUUAAAAUAGAGUUCUAACCUAUGCCAGUCUCACUUUAACUUUGUUUUUACAUUUGAAGAAUGUAUGUAGCACUUUCCUAUAUAUUUUUUUACACAUUGAAAACUGGACUUGGUAUAACUAUGUUAUGGGAAGUUAGGAAUUGUAUUUUUUAUUUUCCAUCUUGUCUGUUAUCCUACAAAGUUGAUGUUUAAGCAUCAUGUUGAUUUCAUUGGUGCAUGAUUCAAAGUGGAUGUGAUCUGCAAGGAAUUGUAUUCCCUAUGUAAAGCAAUUAAAAAUGGCAGUCAGUGUUCAGUGCUCAGGUAUGUAGUAAGUACUGUAGUCCUACAGGGGCAAAUGUGUAGAUAUUUUAAACAUUUUGCCAUAAUUGCACAAUUUUUUGCAUUUUUACCUGAUGUCAUUGUUUCUUAAAAUAAAACCUUUUCUGAUUGAAAUUGA
Choloepus didactylus (southern two-toed sloth) is the source of this 4683-nucleotide messenger RNA. RefSeq names its product kelch repeat and BTB domain containing 8 (gene KBTBD8). The coding region runs from base 67 to 1872 and encodes 601 amino acids. Gene Ontology annotation, molecular function: protein binding. The record is from RefSeq and is a predicted model, not a curated record. The transcript has 4 exons. Lineage: Eukaryota; Metazoa; Chordata; Mammalia; Pilosa; Megalonychidae. Gene Ontology annotation, biological process: neural crest cell development.